UGAUAACGAAUCUUGGAGUUAAUUCCAUUCACGCGUCAUCAUCAACUGGAUCGUCCCAUCCGAUUUUGAGUCGCCACAUUCGCUGAGCUAGGAGCUUCGCUACUACGAUCACUGGUGAUACUAAGCCCAACGGGUCGAAGAAUUUGACGAUUUCAGAAUACAUUUCACGUUUCGUUAUUCGAUGGUGAUCAGUUGAGCUGGGUGCUGGGUUCUUAGCGAUGAACAGAAUAUCGGUAUAAGGGUCUCACAGCAAGCCGAGCACCUUUAUGGUCUCAUUUACUCCUCUUAAUUGGUCCAUGGCGGUCUUCUUUUCGCGAUCUUCUUCGGGAAUGUGCUCGAGAAAUUUUUUGGAAUUCGAGCACCACUUGUGGAUUGGAAAACAUCCUCGUUCUAGAAACACUUUCAAUUGUCGUUGUGCUUCGAUGGCAUCUUCCACCGAAUCAGCACCGGAGAGUACAUCAUCCAUGUACGUUUCUUCCUGUACUAUCCGGGAAGCGAUGGGAAAGGCGCGGCCAUCUUCUUCGACAAGUUGCAACAAACACCUUGUUGCAAGGAAAGGGGCCGAUGCGGUACCAUAGGUUACCGUAUUCAAUAGUAGAGCUCACAUCGGUUGGGAUGGAUGAGGUCUCCAGAAGAUGCGUAAGAAGCGACGAUCUUCUUCGGCAUGCAGUACCUGGCGGUACAUUUUAGAUACGUCUCCGGAAAGCGCUAUCUUAUAUGUCCGAAAACGCAGUACGAUGAAGUGUAAGUUGUUCUGGACUACGGGUCCAACUUGUAGCACAUCAUUCAAGGACAUUCCUGAUGGUGAAGUCUUGGCGCUGGCAUUGAACACGACUCUGCAUUUCGUGCUCGUACUCGAUGGUCGUAACACCGCAUGUGUCGAGUGCAACACUGCGACAGUUGUUCAAUUGCAGCAAACCUUCUUUGAACGGCAAUCUAACGAUGAACUUUCCGUCCUCGUCUUGUUUGUAGGUAGAUAAAAAAUGAGCCUCACAGGCUAACUCUUCUUUUGACAUCUUAGGAACGUUCAGGCACUUCCUCAAUCUGCCAGAAAUGAUGCAUCAUAUCUUCGACUUCUUCUACGGAUACCUUAUAUGAAUGUUGCAACGACAUGCUGGUGACAAAUGGCUCGGCGAUGGAUCCGGAUACUACCUAUCCAAAUUGAGUCUCUCGCAGCACCGGUAGGUUUGGAGCAAGUUGUAGCUGAUUUUCCUUCACAAUAUCAAAAAAGAGCUCUGCACCAAUCAACACAUCCACUCUUUGCGGUUGGGAAAAUAACGGAUCAGCUAAAAUAAUUCCGUUGGGAAGGCUCGAAAGGUUGAUGUUCACAUGGGAAGACGGAAUUAUACUAGUCACCUUCGGUGCCACCAAACAUGAUUUUCAAUUCGUCUGCGUCUGGGCUGCCGGCGAUCCAUUUCCAUACUUGACCAACCCCAUCUUUCCCAUCUUUUAUGUCUCUUUACAGUUUUCCUAAUCUUAGCUAAUGUUUCUUUUAAUUUGGUGACUUUUAUUUUUAUUAGCUCACUGAGUGAUUGGUUAUCUAAAUCGUUUUUGUUAAUAGUAGUUACCUUAUUAAUAAAGUCUGUUGAAAAUAGAUUCGGAAUUAUAGGAAAUCUUUCAUGAAAUGUUUCACGGACGAACUGAAAGGGAAUUAGUUAAUUGGACUAUUCAUCUAGGGCAGUAAGUGAACUUUAGGAUUAUCAAAAUGAACUAUGUAAUAAUGAACUUGACAGACGAAUACACAGUCACAAACAGAACGGCGCGCGACGAUUACGACUUUCUCGGCUUGGUGGAAAAAACUCCGAAAAUUUACAGCCAGCACUCCGUGAGAAUUUCUCACAUUUUUGGUCCUUCGAACUGGAUUGUGAAUUCAAAGAGUUUUUUUUUUCGUUCAAAGCUCUGCAACAAGAGCUCGGUCGGUUUAACGCUCUGCAACAAGGGCAAGGUGUACAAUUCUUCGUCGCGUCGUUUCACGCCAUCGCGUUUCGCUCCGCAUCAAGGGCAACGGCCAACGAUUUCAGCGCCAUCGUUAUUUGAAUUUUCGCGCCAAACUUAAACGUUUUCUUUCGUGUUUAAUUUCGUCCUGUGAGUGUUUUCAUAUCGUGCAAAAUUAUGGACAAGAAGAUAAAAGCCGCUCAACUAAAAAGAAGGAUCGCGGUGGAAAAUAUAAGUGCUCUCGAACGGUUCCAAGUGCAAUUUUCUGGGGAUGACGCCAAGCAAAUUCCGGAGGCGUUAGAGGACUUGGAACGGCAUAAGGAAGGGUUCUUCGCCGCGGUAUCCAAACUGGAAGAGCUCGAUGACAGUAAUGAAGCGAUCGAAGCUUGCAUCAUGGACAGGAUCAACAUCGAGGAGCGGUGUAGGAAGCUAAAAUCCUUCCUCCGGGACAACCUUCGACGGGAAGAGGGUAUGCUAAACGACACAUCGGGUUUGGCUUCUUCAACGCUUGCGUUUGGUCGGCCAAACGCACCACAUCUACGUCUUCCGAAGAUCGAGUUGCCAUCAUUCGAUGGCGACCAAACGAAAUGGCUGUCGUUUCGUGACCGAUUCAUCGCGAUGAUCGACGCUUCACCGGAGCUUCCUUCGAUUGCGAAGCUGGAAUAUUUGCUGUCAGCAUUGAAAGGGGAAGCGGCGCUUCCUUUCGAACACACGCCGUUGACAGCGGACAACUACUCGGUGACGUGGGCAGCUCUUCUAAAAAGGUACGAUAAUCCACGCACACUAAUCCGUGAGUAUUAUCGGAAGCUACAUUCCUUCCCGCCCGUACGCGCGGACUGUGUGGAUGAGUUAGUGCAUUUGGUGGAUGAAUUCAUUCGUCAUGUGAAUGGGUUACUAAAGCUCAACGAGCCCAUCGAUCAUUGGGAUACACCGUUGACAAAUUUGCUGGUUAUGAAGCUAGAUCACGCUACUGUUUUAGCAUGGGAAAAGCAUUCGGUCCAUGCCAAGAAGGACAAAUACAAGGAGCUCAUCGAUUUUGUACAAGAUCGAAUACAAAUAUUGAAGGCGACUCGGAGUACUACUUGUGAAGAUGACACUAGUAUCACUAAGGUGGCUGGUACGCAGCGUUAUCCAAGUUCGCGGAAGACAAUCGUUCACUCAGCCGUAGCACAACCAGUGUCAAGUAGAAUGAUUGUAUCACCACCACCGAAGUGUCCCUUGGAGUGUACGGAGAACCAUUUCUUACGAAACUGUCCUGUGUUUGGCAGUAAGGACGUGCAGCAACGUCGGGAAGUGGUUACAUCGAAACACUUAUGUUGGAAUUGUCUCGGAGAUUCCCAUCAAGUGAAAUCCUGCAAGUCGGAGCAUGCUUGUCGCACGUGUCAUCAGCGACACCAUACACUCUUGCAUGUUCCUACCACUACAACGAUCACGAUGGCAGCUCAAGACGAUCGCAGUUCGCUUACGGCUACUCGAAACAAAAUCAACGUGGCAGUCACGGGCAUCGGAAAAACGGCACAGUCGGCGAGAGGGUCGAUCGUCGCAACUGUGGCAUCGAGGAAUCAAUCGUAUUCUAAUCAUCUGGAGUUCCUCGUUCUGGAGUCAUUAUUUGCGCAUACUCCAAUUACACCCAUCGAUACUUCAUCGUGGAGUAUGCCCGAUCUGCAGCUGGCAGAUCCUUCAUUUAAUGUUCCGGGCAACAUAGACAUCGUAAUCGGCGGAGACACGUUCUGGGAGGUUCAUUCAGGACGAAAACGAUCUAUGGGCACGGGCAAACCUUGGCUCGUGGAAACAUCAUUCGGCUGGAGCGUGACAGGGAAUGCAUCAAACGGUACACCUCUUCAACCAUGUCAUCGUUCGGGCUACGGAAGUCCACCUACGGAAGAGAAAACAAAUCAGAAGGGUUCCACUGUUUAUAAUAAAGUUCCUGGAAGGGGCAUCAAAGUCAAGGUCAGACCGAUGUAUUUCUCGGGCCAAACGUCAUUCCAAGCGCUGGAAGUAUAG
This is a messenger RNA of Anopheles funestus (African malaria mosquito), 3939 nucleotides long. RefSeq lists its product as uncharacterized. The coding region runs from base 2113 to 3939 and encodes 608 amino acids. The transcript is spliced from 4 exons. The record is from RefSeq and is a predicted model, not a curated record. NCBI's taxonomy places the organism in Eukaryota, Metazoa, Arthropoda, Insecta, Diptera, Culicidae.